This is a messenger RNA of Cydia pomonella (codling moth), 538 nucleotides long. RefSeq lists its product as uncharacterized. The transcript is spliced from 3 exons. Lineage: Eukaryota; Metazoa; Arthropoda; Insecta; Lepidoptera; Tortricidae. Bases 67 to 510 code for a protein of 147 amino acids. The record is from RefSeq and is a predicted model, not a curated record.
UGCUUAUUGUAGGGGCCGGGCACAUGGUCAAUCCUGAACGUACAAGAAUGCGCAAAGGACGCAGAGAUGUCGUGGCGAGUGCGCGUGCGGCGACACAAGCUGAAUCGUACGCACGACGCUUUCAACGGCAACGUGUCCUUGUUAGAAGAUCUUGAUGAAUCGUACGGCGGGCGCCUAGAAAUAUGCAAGAUGGUGUUCGGUGGAUGCAAACCUUUCUCGACUCGGAAGACUGAUUGCUUGGCUGAAACAGUGAAAAAACAUGGCGAAGAGAGCGCGAGGAGAGUGUUUGCGUUCGUUGGGAUUGAUCCGCCGACAUUCCCUAUUCCGAAAGGAUUCUACCACGCAGUAAACUACGUAGCCAACAUGAGCAAUAUUCUCAAAGAAAGCGUGUACGGAGAAUUUAAGGCGGACUGUUACGUAGUGAAGGACGGGAUGGAUGUGGCGUGCCUACAGCUCUACGUCAAAUUCGAACCAGUUAACAACUAUGACAGCGAUCAAGACGAUGAUUAACAAGCAAUAUAGUAUACCAAAGCGAUAA